AUGGCGACCUUCCAGCCAGUUCAUUUUGUGCCGAAAAACCGCCAGGGGGAAAUCUUGGCUUUAACUGUGACACAGAUCCUUGCUGUGCCGCACAGUCAAAAUUCGGGGGCAAACCAUUGGUGUAUCUACCUAUCGGUAUCUCCCAAGAGAUCUGUCCAAUUUGAUUGUCAGCCAAGCUACAGCGCCCCAAGCUCUAUUCUCCAAGGCGGUUCUAAAGCCCACCUUAUUGUUUCAGAGUUGACGUGUAAGGUACCCGAUGAUGCCCAAGCAGAGUUCAUCAUCGAUGUGAUACCCGGGCUUUCAGUCUCGCGAAUUUACAAUUUGCUCAUUGGAAAUGGCCGCCACAAGUACGAAUUCGAUGCAAAUGGAGUGUGGUGCAGAUUCUGGACUCUUGGUCAAAUCGAUCUUUUACAUCAAGUCCAAUUCGCCACGAACAUGGAUCAAAUCACGGCAGCAAGAUCCGCCAUACGGAAACUAUGGCCGGAGCAGACGCACCUUGCUCUUGACCAGGGGGCAUAUUAUCCGUAA
Molecule: messenger RNA, 528 nt
Organism: Penicillium verrucosum
Lineage: Eukaryota; Fungi; Ascomycota; Eurotiomycetes; Eurotiales; Aspergillaceae
Exons: 1
Coding region: 1-528 (175 amino acids)
Source: RefSeq, a predicted model, not a curated record